AGGGCUGCGGGGGCAGGGCUGGGCCGCGGGGAUGAACUUUGCGGUGGGCUUCAAGCCCAUGCUGGGGGACUCGCACAGCACGGACAGCCUGGAGAAACAGCUGAUCUGCCCCAUCUGCCUGGAGAUGUUCAGCAAGCCUGUGGUCAUCCUGCCCUGCCAGCACAACCUCUGCCGUAAGUGUGCCAACGACAUCUUCCAGGCGUCCAACCCGCUGUGGCAGUCGCGGGGCUCGAGCUCGGUGUCGUCGGGGGGGCGAUUCCGGUGCCCCUCCUGCCGCCACGAGGUCGUCCUGGACCGGCACGGCGUCUACGGGCUGCAGCGUAACCUGCUCGUGGAGAACAUCAUCGACAUCUACAAGCAGGAGUCCACCAGGCCCCUGCACGCCAAGGCAGAGCAGCAGCUGAUGUGUGAUGAGCACGAGGACGAGAAGAUCAACAUCUACUGCCUGACCUGCGAGGUGCCCACCUGCUCCCUGUGCAAGGUGUUCGGGGCCCACAAGGACUGCGAGGUGGCCCCACUGCCCAGCGUCUACAAGCGCCAGAAGAGCGAGCUGAGCGACGGGGUCGCCAUGCUAGUGGCUGGGAACGACCGCAUCCAGGCCAUCGUGACCCAGAUGGAGGAGAUCUGCAAGGCCAUCGAGGAGAACAGUCGGCGGCAGAAGCAGCAUCUCUGCCAGCGCUUCGACUCCCUGUGCAGCUCCCUGGAGGAGCGUAAGAAGGAGCUGGUGCAACGCAUCAGCCGGGAGCAGGAGGAGCGGGUGAGCCACGUGCGCUCCCUCAUCCGCCAGUACGGGGAGCACCUGGAGAUCGCCUCCAAGCUGGUGGAGUCGGCCAUCCAGGCCAUGGAGGAGCCCCAGAUGGCCGCGUACCUGCAGCAAUCCAAGGAGCUGCUUAAAAAGAUCACAGACAUGUCGAAGGUGUCGAUGAGCAGCCGCCCGGAGCCUGGCUACGAGAAGAUGGACCACUUCUUUGUCAAUGUGGACUACCUGGCCGAGAUGCUGAGAACCAUCGAAUUUCAGACAGACUCGCUGGGUGAGGACGACUCGGACGGGUUUGCAGGCGGGGAUGGAGGAGAUGCUGGAGCCGACGAGGACAGGCCAGAGGGGCCAGAGGCGCUAGAGGAGGCCGAAGAUCCUCCUAACCAGUCUUUACAGUCCGGCCCUGGGUCAGUGGGGCCCAGGCAGAAGCCAUCGAGCUCCCCGCAUGGUCAGCACUGAGAGCCAUGCAGGAGGAGCCCACGAGUGAGACCUCCAGGACAUGGUGUCAUCAGCAACUGAUUUCCCCCAGCCGAGACUCUGCAUUCCUGGCCCCUUCUCCCCUCGCCAAGACCCUGCGUUCCUGGCCCCUUCUCCCCUCGCUGAGACCCUGCGUUCCUGGUCCCCUUUCCCCUGGCCUGAGACCCUGCGUUCCUGGCCCCUUCUCCGCUGGCCGAGACCCUGCGUUCCUGGCCCCCUCUCCCCCAGCCCGAGACCCUGCGUUCUUGGCCCCUUCUGCCCCGGUCCGAGACCCUGCAUUCCUGGCCCCUUCUCCCCUGGCCCGAGACCCUGCGUUCCUGGCCCCCUCUCCCCCGGCCCGAGACCCUGCGUUCCUGGCCCCGUCUCCCCCGGCCCGAGACCCUGCGUUCUUGGCCCCUUCUUCCCCGGCCCGAGACCCUGCGUUCCUGGCCCCGUCUCCCCCGGCCCGAGACCCUGCGUUCUUGGCCCCCUCUCCCCUGGCCCGAGACCCUGCGUUCCUGGCCCCGUCUCCCCCGGCCCGAGACC
Messenger RNA from Caretta caretta (loggerhead turtle), 1759 nucleotides. RefSeq names its product tripartite motif containing 54 (gene TRIM54). The record is from RefSeq and is a predicted model, not a curated record. Gene Ontology annotation, molecular function: zinc ion binding. Gene Ontology annotation, cellular component: cytoplasm. Gene Ontology annotation, biological process: regulation of microtubule cytoskeleton organization. Lineage: Eukaryota; Metazoa; Chordata; Testudines; Cheloniidae.